Paramisgurnus dabryanus is the source of this 1862-nucleotide messenger RNA. It is a transcript of the gene st3gal3a, whose product is annotated as ST3 beta-galactoside alpha-2,3-sialyltransferase 3a. Lineage: Eukaryota; Metazoa; Chordata; Actinopteri; Cypriniformes; Cobitidae. The record is from RefSeq and is a predicted model, not a curated record. Gene Ontology annotation, molecular function: sialyltransferase activity.
UGCGCGUGAGUUGGAAAAGGUCCACCUCCUUCAACCUUCACCAUAUGAAGUCUGUUUUCCUUCUUGAGUUUACUCUGUUAACCGACUUGAUAAACAUUAGAAAUGACUUUUGCGCCUCUCCGACAGAUCUAUAGCGACAGAAGAGAAAGAUAGCACCUUUUUUUUCGACAUGUUUAUGUUGUCGCUGUGUUUUGUGGAAGCGCUCUGUGAGGUGAUUGACUGCAGAUGAAGCCUUUUGUGAGAAGAUCAGAAUGAGACCCACAAGGAGUGUCAUCAUUUUACUUUGUCCCAUGCUGGUGCUGGGUUUCCUCUACUAUUCUGCUGGAAGACUACAACUGAGAACCCCAGUCCAAAAAGCUCAACCUGAUUUGGAUUCUUUACGCUCCACAGGACGUGAAGUAGCUUCAGUGUACGACAACCAGGGAUUCCUUCACAAGCUUGACGGAAAACUACCCCUGGAGCUCCAGUAUAAAUAUGGUAAUCUCAGUAAAGGCGAGUGUAAACCAGGUUACACGGAGGCCAAGAUGACCUCAAUCUAUCCAAAGUUUUUAAAGCCAGCCCCCAUGUUCCUCGACAAAAAUUUUAAACGUCUGUCAAAGAUCAGCAGUUACCAACCUCCCUUCGGAGUAAAAACACAAGAGAAGAUCAUCGAUAAUAUUUUGGACGGUACAAAGAUCUAUUCACUGGGUUCAGAACUGGACAGUAUGAGUUGUAUGAGGUGUAUUAUUAUUGGUAAUGGAGGAAUUCUGUCUAACAAGUCCCUAGGCUCCAAAAUCGAUGAAUAUGACGUUGUUGUACGGCUAAACGAAGCUCCAGUCAGCGGGUUCGAGAAAGACGUGGGCUCUAAGACCACCAUGCGUAUCACCUACCCUGAGGGAACCAUCCAGAAACUUGAGCGUUACGAGAAGAACUCACUUUUUGUCCUCUCCGCCUUCAAACCGGUGGACUUCAAAUGGCUACGUCACAUUGUGUAUAAUAAGGAAAAAAUGCGGAAAAUGGAGGGAUUUUGGAAAUCUGUGGCACGUGUCAUUCCCAGAGAACCCGAGGAAAUUCGUAUCCUGAACCCGUAUUUCAUCCAAGAAGCAGCUUUCAAAUUCAUCGGCCUUCCGCACAACAAUGGCGUCAUGGGACGAGGGAAUAUUCCUACGUUGGGGACGGUUGCGAUCACGAUGGCCCUUCAUAACUGUGAUGAAGUGGCUGUGGCCGGAUUCGGGUAUGACAUGAGUACACCCAGAGCCCCUCUGCAUUAUUAUGAGAAGCUCAUGAUGUCAGCGAUCAAAGAGUCAUGGACACACAACAUAUCCAAAGAAAAGGAGUUUCUUCAGAAGCUGGUCAAGGGCGGCGUCAUUCAGGAUUUAACCGGUGGGAUCUGACAUCACCGGCCCGGUGGAUCACGUGAUACCAUUAGAGGAACAGACAUCACUGCUUUUGCUCACGGUAUCCAUGUUUUCACCUCGAACACUAUAGUGCUUGUUUUAAAGACACAGAAAAAACAAGCCCGUCCUUGCUCGGAGCAGCGACGCAGCUUUGGAAGAAAUUCUGCAGACCUGCUGCUUUACCCUGUUUUUUUACUUCACAGCAGAGACACAAACUGUGUUUUUAUGCCCUCAGUAUUUAUUAGACAGUAUUUUAAUCAGUCCAUAAGAUGCUUUAUUUUAUAAACUUUGAUGCUUUAAGACUUUUGCCUUCGAUCUCAGGCUACGCACAACAGCACCGAACAAACGAUUGUUCUUGAUGACUUUCUGCUGCUCUGAUCUGUGCCAUUAACUGGAUCAUAUUCUUGUUGUCUGCAUUUCACACAAGUAUAUACAUCUCUCUGUGUUACCUGAGACCAGGUCUAUUAAAGUAUUAUUAUGACCAUU